CGCUCUAUUAAUAACUUCUGGGUGUCACACUCUUCGCAUUCUCCGCUUACUCUUCCUCGCUUUUGCAACAGCAUCUCCUCCCCUCUUCCCCCCCCCCCUUCCCUAAAGCCUACAGCUUGAGGUUUGCCUGUCCCCUGUUUCCUUCCUCUCCGAUUCUGAGAGAAGCAAUGGCUGCUAAAUCCAUAAACUCUACAGUCGUUUCUUUCACAUCAUCUUUGGUUAACCAGGCAUCAAGCAAAAAUUACGGGAACAAAUCCGUCUUCCUUUGCUGCCCAAUCAGGCAAUUUCAAUCUUUGAAACUGACAAGGAGGCCUUCUCAGUUUCAAAUUAACUGUGCAGCAAAACCAGAGACAGUGGAGAAGGUAUGUCAUAUAGUGAAGAAGCAGUUGGCUUUACCGGAUGCCUCUGCCAUAAGUGCUGAGUCAAAGUUUUCUGCACUUGGAGCCGAUUCUCUUGAUACGGUGGAGAUUGUGAUGGGACUGGAGGAAGAAUUUGGGAUAACUGUCGGGGAAGACACUGCUCAGAGCAUAGUUACUGUGCAGGAUGCAGCAGACCUCAUUGAGGAGCUUGUGUCAAAGAAAACAGGGUGAAACACAUUUCAAAUUUUCAUGAUAUCCUUCAGCGUGCCUUUCCUAGGUGGAAUUCCUUUGUCUUUCUCCCAUUUCUCUCCUCUGAGAGUUAAUAACAUGUUUGUUCCUUGACAAUGUCGUUUGCUUAUGAUUUCUACUGGAAUUAAGUACCAUUAGAAUUUGUGUUGAGAAAUCAGCUAUAUGCAUAUUCACAUGUUGAUGAAAGCUGUGAGAUUUCUUUAUUA
Messenger RNA from Nymphaea colorata (pocket water lily), 814 nucleotides. Its product is annotated as acyl carrier protein 1, chloroplastic-like. Gene Ontology annotation, molecular function: acyl carrier activity; phosphopantetheine binding. Gene Ontology annotation, biological process: fatty acid biosynthetic process. NCBI's taxonomy places the organism in Eukaryota, Viridiplantae, Streptophyta, Magnoliopsida, Nymphaeales, Nymphaeaceae. The record is from RefSeq and is a predicted model, not a curated record. The transcript has 4 exons. The coding region runs from base 168 to 590 and encodes 140 amino acids.